AUGCGACUUCCUUACUACUUGCUUGUUUUUGGAUUGAUCAGCCAGCUCAUAAUUGAUACCGACGCCCAAAUCGGGCUUCCAAAUCACGCUGAGGGUUACCUCUUGGAGCAUGUGACGCCUCGCACCGCCGGCUAUUUUUACCCAUGUUGCCAAUAUAACAUUGGUUCGCACGAAGCAAUUGCUGAAUUCAAGAAUAAAUUUGACACUCUGCCAUCCGAUCACAAGAUCCUGCACGUGAAUCGAGUGUUAACGUAUCUACUGAAACGACCAGAAACCACGUCUUGCGAUCAUCUACUGGGAUGGUGCGAAGCACUCGCCGGUGCAACCGAUCCAGCUCCAGCAUUCGAAAGGAUUAAUAUUGCAACGAUCUAUGCUUUUCACACUUUCAUUCUUCAGAAAUAUGAGUAUCGGAAAGUAAGGACUAGACUCCAGCAGAUCGUGAAGAACAUUAUGUCAGAUUUACUGGAUCACCAGGAUACAAGGGCUCAAUGGGCGCGGGAGCUCUAUCACCCCGAGGAAGGUCUUUCUGAACUUUUCAAAGAAAAAGAACAGUUCCGCAAUGUGUGGUUGGACGUCCCUAUGCUGGAAAAUUUAGGAGCGUCAAUAUAUUGGAAUUACCAAGAUUCUUUGGCCACCGAAAUGGACAAAAACAUUGGAAUUAUCUUCUCGCUCAAACCGUCGGGAUACAUUUCGGCCCAGACUAGAGUAGUUGCAAUAGCUGCACUUUGGCAUGUGCUCAACACCAAUAAUGUUGAUGAUGUGAAUAAAACAAAAGCCCGUGAAUUCUUGCGUUUACUCGUAGACCCCAAAAAAUACUUUCUAUUUGAUCACGAAAGAAGACUCAUACAAGCGUUAUCUAAUUGGGAAAUACUCUGA
This is a messenger RNA of Puccinia triticina, 876 nucleotides long. RefSeq lists its product as uncharacterized. The coding region runs from base 1 to 876 and encodes 291 amino acids. The record is from RefSeq and is a predicted model, not a curated record. The transcript has 4 exons. NCBI's taxonomy places the organism in Eukaryota, Fungi, Basidiomycota, Pucciniomycetes, Pucciniales, Pucciniaceae.